Messenger RNA from Brachypodium distachyon (stiff brome), 1301 nucleotides. RefSeq names its product peroxidase 1. The record is from RefSeq and is a predicted model, not a curated record. Gene Ontology annotation, molecular function: heme binding; peroxidase activity. The coding region runs from base 97 to 1080 and encodes 327 amino acids. Gene Ontology annotation, biological process: hydrogen peroxide catabolic process; response to oxidative stress. The transcript is spliced from 3 exons. NCBI's taxonomy places the organism in Eukaryota, Viridiplantae, Streptophyta, Magnoliopsida, Poales, Poaceae. Gene Ontology annotation, cellular component: plasmodesma; plant-type cell wall.
CCUGGCACCAAUUCAGCAGAAGCAGAAGCAGCAGCAGUCCAAAGCAACGUUAGCUUCUCCUGAUUUGGUAGCUAAUCGAGCUUCUUGUCGUGGAAGAUGGCGUCAAGGGCUGCGAUGAUGCAGGCGCUGCUGCUGGCCGCGUUGGCGGUGGGGAGCGCGCGGGCGCAGCUGCACGAGAAGUUCUACAGCGAGUCGUGCCCCAGCGUGGAGGCCAUCGUCAGGAAGGAGCUGGUGAGCGCGCUCUCGACCACGCCUAACCUCGCCGCCGCGCUCCUCAGGAUGCACUUCCAUGACUGCUUCGUCAGGGGGUGCGACGGGUCGGUUCUGCUGGACUCAGCGAACAAGACGGCGGAGAAGGACGCGGUGCCCAACCAGACGCUGCGCGGAUUCGGCUUCGUCGACAGGGUGAAGGCCGCCGUGGAGAAGGCCUGCCCCGACACCGUCUCCUGCGCCGACGUGCUCGCCAUCUUGGCCAGAGACUCAGUCUGGCUGACCAAGGGCCCAUUCUGGGAAGUUCCUCUCGGGCGGCGAGACGGCAGCGUGUCCAUCUCCAACGAGACCGACCAGCUCCCACCCCCUACCGCCAACUUCACCGUGCUGACGCAGCUCUUCGCCGCCAAGAACCUCGACGCCAAGGACCUCGUCGUCCUCUCGGCCGGCCACACCAUCGGGAUCUCGCAUUGCUUCUCCUUCACCGACCGCCUCUUCAACUUCACCGGCAAGGUCAACCCCACCGACAUCGACCCCACGCUCGACACGGAGUACAUGGCCAAGCUCAGGGGCAAGUGCAGGAGCCUCAACGACAACACCACCGUCGUCGAGAUGGACCCCGGCAGCUUCAAGACCUUCGAUCUCGACUACUUCACCGUCGUGGCCAAGCGGAGGGGACUCUUCCACUCCGACGGCGCGCUGCUCACCAACGACUUCACCCGCGCCUACGUGCAGCGCCACGCUGGUGGUGCCUUCAAGGAGGAGUUCUUCGCCGACUUCGCCGCGUCCAUGGUCAAGAUGGGCAACGCCGACGUGCUCACCGGUAGCCAGGGCGAGAUCAGGAAGAAGUGCUCCGUGCCUAAUCAUUAGUUUACAGAGCAAGUAUGGGCUGGCAAAAGGAUCUUGAUUUGUGACCGUCUUUUUUUCCUGUAGAUUUACUGUAAAGUUUCAGUUUUUUUACUUCCUUACCCAUCUCCCCACUCCCCACCCCAAAUUUUCUGUUUGUUCAAUUGAUUGUUUUGUCACAGUUAUGUAAAGUUUCCACCAAGAACUCUGGAUCAUAUAAUAUAUUUUGUUUUCUUGUUGAAAUA